Ostrinia nubilalis (European corn borer) is the source of this 3160-nucleotide messenger RNA. RefSeq names its product 3'-5' RNA helicase YTHDC2-like. Lineage: Eukaryota; Metazoa; Arthropoda; Insecta; Lepidoptera; Crambidae. The record is from RefSeq and is a predicted model, not a curated record. Bases 176 to 3160 code for a protein of 994 amino acids. The transcript is spliced from 14 exons. Gene Ontology annotation, molecular function: helicase activity; ATP binding; RNA binding. Gene Ontology annotation, cellular component: intracellular anatomical structure.
UGUCAGAUUUUGACAGAUAGAGGCAGAAGAAGAGAAGAGGUGAUUUUUUGUUGGCCUUCUGAUGAACGAAUUGAGGCGAUUGGCGAUAAUUUUAGUGUAAAUAAAAUUAUCUAAGGAGUAUGGUGAUUACCAAUAUUCCUGGUUAGAAAAGACUAAAAUUAGAUCACGCUUCAACAUGAGUUCGAAGAAAGGAAGGCGCCAAUUAGGCAAUAAACAUUUUCCAAUAGCCGAGUCAGUGAGUAUAGCUCUGAAGAUCCAACUGGAUAAGUUCUUGAGCGAUGAAAAUGAGACUGAACUUAAGUUUCCGACGUUUCUGUCGGCUCAAGAGAGAGGCUUCAUCCAUGAGACAGUGGCGAAGUUGGGGUUGAAGUCAAAAUCGCGCGGGAAAGGUGUCAACCGCUACCUGACGAUAUACAAGCGUCUUGGCUCAACCAUAAUCCAGAAUGAUGCGAAACUCAUCUUGGAUUCCAACAUGCGGUGUACCAUAGCAGAGCUGUUCAAUGCUUUCCCUAUCACCAGCAAGGAGAAGGAUGACCUGAGCUGUUGUCCGGAGAAGGAACGCAGCCCACAACUAGCUCAUAAGACUCUUGGGCAGUUGAACAAUGGAGUAGCUCAGGUGCCAAAUACUACAUACAACCCAGACCUCAUAAAGUUCAGGGAGAAACUGCCAGUGUACGAACAGAGGCAAGAACUACUCCAUGCCAUCACACACAACCAGGUUAUAAUAGUGGCGGGUGCCACCGGCUGCGGCAAAACGACGCAGCUGCCGCAACUGGUGUUAGAGCACUGCCAGGAGCACAAACAACCUGCGAGAAUCUACUGCACGCAGCCGCGACGCAUCUCUGCCGUGUCCGUCGCCGAGCGGGUUGCAUACGAGCGCAUGGAGAAGAUAGGCCAGUCCAUCGGCUACCAGAUCCGUUUAGAGUCGCGUGUGAGCCCCCGUACUGUGCUCACGUACUGUACCAACGGUGUACUGCUACGCACGCUUAUGGGCGGCGACACCGCGCUCGCAGGCGUGACGCACGUGUUCGUGGACGAAGUGCACGAGCGGGACAAGUUUAGCGACUUCUUGCUGAUCGCGCUGCGGGACGCCCUUCCUCGGCAAAAGGACAUGAAGCUCAUCCUCAUGUCUGCUACUAUGGACACGCAGAUAUUCUCACGGUACUUCAACAACUGCCCCGUGGUGACCAUCCCGGGGCGUUUACACGAAGUCCAGCGGUACUACCUGGAAGAUGUCCUGCGCAUCACCAACUAUAAGACCAAGCGCAUGGCGCAGCUCGAGACCGAGCUCAAGGCCAAGCUCAAGGCUGGGAACAGCUACUGGUCGCACCUGGAAGGUCAGAAGCAGACCACGCCGGACAGUAGCAGUAAUAGCAGCAAGGAGCCGGCGCGCGAAGAGAAAGAAGCAUUGGAGCCGGCGCUGCAGGCAGACAUGGACGAGUUCCUGGACGACUGCUUCAAGGACGGCAGCCUGGACUCAUUCUGCCAAAUCCUGUACAUGUACCUGUCAGAAGGCGUGCACGUGGACUGCGCGCAUUCGCGCUCGCGCCGAACCGGGCUUAUGGCCGCCGCGCACCAUGGCUUGGCUGAGACCGCCGCCAAUAUAUUGCAGAUCGGCGCGGACCCCACAAUAAAAGACUCAAACGGCAAGACAGCGUUCGACUACGCGACAGAGAGCGGGCACACUGAGUGCGCUCAACUAUUGGCCUCGUUCGACCACGCGGGCGAAGCCACCAAGGACGUCGAGGAGGAAUCCGCGGCAGACGCCUUCGCUCUGGAUGUAUACCACCAUGCCUUCUCCGAGGAGCUCAUUGACCAUGACCUGAUGCUGGCUUUGGUGAAGCACAUUCAUUUGAACUUGCCGAAAGGCAGCAUCCUGAUUUUCCUGCCUGGAUACGACGACAUCGUAACCCUCCGCGAUAUGAUAACCAGCGACACAGAGAUGGCCACGCUGAAGUAUCAGACCUUCACGCUGCACAGCAACAUGCAGACCCUCGACCAGAAGAAGGUGUUCAACCCGCUGCCCGGCGCUCGCAAGGUCAUCAUCUCCACCAACAUCGCCGAGACCUCCGUCACCAUCGACGACGUGGUCUACGUGGUGGACUCCUGCAAGGUACGUGUCGCGGACCCACGUCACAGACAGACCGUCGACCAGAAGGUGUUCAACCCGCUGCCCGGCGCUCGCAAGGUCAUCAUCUCCACCAACAUCGCCGAGACCUCCGUCACCAUCGACGACGUGGUCUACGUGGUGGACUCCUGCAAGGUGAAAGAAAAAUACUACGAGUCCAGCGGCGGCGUGUGUUCCCUACAAUGCGUGUGGACCUCUCGCGCGUGCUGCCAACAGCGCGCGGGCCGCGCCGGCCGCACGCGCCCCGGCCUGGCCUUCCACUUGUGCUCAAAACGACGUGCCCGAGCACUCCCUUUGCACGCCAUACCAGAAAUCCUCCGUGUGCCUUUGCAAGAGUUGUGCCUCCACACGAAACUAUUGGCCCCGCCCAAUACACCCAUAGCUGACUUCCUAUCACGAGCAUUGGAACCCCCGUCGUUCUUAGCGGUGCGAAACGCGGUCGCCUUGCUCAAAACUCUCGGUGCGUUGACCCCUACUGAAGAUCUAACCGAAAUCGGGCAGCAUUUAUUGGACUUGACAGUGGAACCGCGUCUUGGAAAGAUGUUGCUAUACGCGUGUGUGCUAAAGUGCCUGGACCCAGUGUUGACGAUUGUGUGUGCGCUGGCCAAUCGGGAGCCCUUCCAGAUAUCAAUGAGCCCUGAAACUAGGAAGAGAGGAAGUGUGUCAAGAAAGGAGUUCGCCGCUGAUGCGUAUUCUGACCAUAUGGCGCUGCUGAGAGCUUUUCAGGCGUGGCAGGCGGCCCGAGCGGCGGGUACAGAGCGGGCCUUCUGCGCUCGCAACCUCAUCUGCGGCGCCACCAUGGAAAUGAUCGUCGGCCACCGCGCGCAACUUCUAGCCCAGCUACGGGCACUUUGCCUCGUCAAGGCGCGCGGCCCCGGCGAUAUCAAAGACGUGAACGUGAACUCGGAGCGCUGGCACGCGGUGAAGGCCGUCCUCGUGUCAGGCCUGUACCCGUGCCUGGCGCGCGUGGACCGCACGGCCGGCGGCCUGCGCACGAGCCGCGAGCCGCGCGUCGCCUUCCACCCCAGGUGA